Molecule: messenger RNA, 3186 nt
Organism: Mercenaria mercenaria
Lineage: Eukaryota; Metazoa; Mollusca; Bivalvia; Venerida; Veneridae
Exons: 7
Coding region: 1-1275 (424 amino acids)
Molecular function (GO): calcium ion binding
Source: RefSeq, a predicted model, not a curated record
AUGACUACUUUCAUAUUUAAGUAUCUCUUUGGCAAAAUUAAAUUCGGAGAAUCUCUACUUUCACUGGCAAAGCUGCGAGAGAACAGCAGUUUACACGGUGAUUCAAGCGGUUGGUCAAGUCAAGUAUCAUUAAAGACGUCAAGAAAGGCACUUAGUGAAGUAACAACUACUGAACAAGAUGAUUUAGAAUUACCUGUGCCAAAGACUGCGUUAAGUACUGUGCUAGAUGAAGAACAAAGUGAAGUGUUCAUUGAUGCGCCAAAAGAUCUUCCAAAUGAAGUACCAUUUAUAGUGUCAGUAGAUCUUCCAAAUGAAACACCAGUUAUGGCGCCAAAAGAUCUUCAAAAUGAAAUACCAGUUAUGACGCCAAAAGAUCUUCCAAAUGAAAUACCAGUUGUAGCGUCAGAAGGGGUAGCAGUGGCUACGCAAAGUGCUGCGUUAGGGGCAACGUCAGGUGAAGACCACAAUGAAAAGUUAGACGAAAUAUCGGAUGAUGUUACAACAAGCGAACCAAACGAUAUCCAGGCUAUUUUUAAAUUGAUCGAUCCUGAUGGCGAUGGCUAUAUUACACUGGAUAAGCUCCGUCUGACUUCACAGAAACUGGGCCUUAGUUUCACAGAAGACGAGAUGAAGGACAUGAUACAACAGGCAGAUUCAUCAGGAACAGGUCAAGUUAACUAUAAAGAAAUGAAUACACUUUUUGUAGAGACAAAAGUAGCAAUGGACGCAGAACAAAAGCUAAUAUCAGAUAUUGACGAAGCAUUUGAUUUUUUUGACACCGGGCAAGAUGGACGGCUCCGGACAGCUAAGUUGGCCAGUGCUUUAAGGAUUGCAAAUAUGUACCCUACGGAUAAAGACGUUAGAAAAAUCUUGAGAAAAUUAGGAUAUCCAAUUAAAAUAACGUAUAAACAGUUCAGAAAAAUAGCACUUCAAGUGAGCAAGACAGAUAAUGAAAGACUUGUAGCAGCUUUUCAGUGUUUUGAUAAAGACAAUAGUGGAUAUUUGAGUGAAGAAAAACUACGGCAAAUUUUACGUCCAGCAUUAUGCAAUGACUUUACAAAAAAGGACUUAGAGGAGCUUAUUUCUGAUUUUAGCGCCGACGGGAAAAUCGAUUUGGAAGUUUUUGUGGCAUACCUGACGGGACAGGAGCAAUAUUUAUCUACAGCAAAACGACCUAAUAUACACAAGACAGCUUUACAAUUACCCUCGAUAUCAGAGGAGUUCUCGGUGUCUUCGGGACCAACAAAACUGAAACUGAAAAAAAAGUUAAAGUGAUACAGGCGAUAUAAUAAUGUGCAUUCAACAUCCCGAUGGACAGACCUAAUGUAAUAACUAGCACCCGCACAUUCCUUCUCAACAAACUGACUGCUUUUUGUGUCUUUGUCAGGACUGUGUAUACGUACAGCCAAAACAGUUGCAUAUGAUGUUACAUGUACUUAGACACCAAUGAACAUAAGACAGUAGUUUAAUACAAAUUACCUUCUUCUUUAAGGUAGCAGACUUCGAAUAAUUUGCCUCUCACCGAUGAUGGUUCGAAGCCACGCUUGGUGUAUAAAAUACUUCAUGUGAAGAAAUCAUUCAGAGGGCUUACAGAGGAUUUAUUGUUGGACCAUGAAUAACCUUCCCUAAAUAUUUCUAUAAACGGUGACGGAAACAUAAUAUACGUGUAAUAUCUCAGCAAUAAGAUUCAUUGAGAAAAUAUGACUGAUGCACGGUGGAAGACAAUUUAUCAUUUAUUCAAUAUGCAUAGUACCCGUUUGCCGAACUACGCGUUCAAGUGAGAAAUGUGCAGUUGACACGGGCUAGAAAAAUUUUCCCGUUGGUUACCAAGGCUUUCAUAGUAUAACUAGGGGUUGGGUGUAACAUGUACAAUGGCAAUUUCUUUCUGGCCGGGUGUAUCGGUUAUAUAUCGUUUAUUACAUGUGUAGAAAGGCACUAUAUUUCGAUUAGAUAACACAAUGUUAUGAUCUCAAAUAGUGAUGUAAAUUGAGAAUGGGUUCUGAACAUCGUCUUUGUGAGUGAAACAGUUUAACUAAAAUUCCUUCAAGUUGUUUAGAAGUUAUGGAAUGGACACAAUAUUCAAAACUCACUUGUUGCCUUGAUAUUGGGCUGUCGCAGGAACGGACACAAUAUUCAAAACUAACUUGUUGCCUUGAUAUUGGGCUGUCGCAAUUAUAACAAUCAUACUAUAUUUUAUUAGAUUAUUUUGCACCCAUCGCUUUAAAUUAAAGGUGUCAGAUACAGAACCAUCAGACCGGAGGGAUAGAGCGAGACAAAUCCCAUGAGAGAGAGAGAGAGAGAGAGAGAGAGAGAGAGAGAGAUAUGGGGGCUAACCCUACUUACUUAUUACAGCUCUUUGUAAACAGACAGCCUGGUUCUUUAACGUUUCCGGUGUAGAGCAUCGAUAUACGCGAAGCCUUUAUUCCCUGGAAGAACCAGUGAUGGCCUCUAUGUUGGCUGGGAGACAAUCAGGAGUAUGCUAGAAAUUACCAGUGCUUGGGCCGGGAAUGAAACGCCGGACCUCUAGAUUGACUAUGUAACCAGUAUACCACCGGGACAGUCAUAACAACUCAACUAUUGUCUUCAUAAUGUCACAGUCACACAUACGGCUACGUCUAGCCACGGAUAGAAACGUAGUAAUCCGUAUCGAUCCGUAACGAUCGAUACCUGAGCCGUACCUUAAAGUAGUAACCCGUAUUAGUCCGUAACAAUCCGUACGGUUCAGGUACGGGCCAAUACGAAUUACUACGUUUCUAUCCGUGGCUAGACGUAGCUAUCCGCGCCGUAUGAGUGACUGGGGUAUAACGUCGUCUUGAUGAGAUAUGCACAUGUCAUGUCUUAUUCUUCCUUUGAGGUUAGAUGAAAUAUUCACCAGACACAAAACUUGAAACUACGUCCUGUCGCCUUUGACAAUAAAUUAUUGAAUACACUAAGGGGUGAAAAACAAUAUCCAUGAAAUAUAUUUUUAAAUAGUUUUUUUUUAACCUUUUUUAAUACAGAUAGAAUCAUUUGCAUGACUGCAAUAGAGAAACAGACUUCUAAAAUAUUCAAUAAUUCUAUUUCGGUUUAGAUUCAUUUCUGUCAAACUAUGAUUGCGUUGCACUGUCUGCUUUUCGUGUCAUGAGAAUAGUUUAUUGACGUGUAAAUAUGGAAAUAAUAUUUUGAAUUGUGGUUGUAGAAAGUGUA